This is a messenger RNA of Pochonia chlamydosporia 170, 366 nucleotides long. RefSeq lists its product as hypothetical. The transcript has a single exon. The record is from RefSeq and is a predicted model, not a curated record. The coding region runs from base 1 to 366 and encodes 121 amino acids. NCBI's taxonomy places the organism in Eukaryota, Fungi, Ascomycota, Sordariomycetes, Hypocreales, Clavicipitaceae.
AUGAUGACGGCUGCUACCGUACGCGCUGGGAAGCGUGAGUCUUGCUUCUCGGGCGGGGAGGGUGUGAUUCAAAAUGUCGGGCAUGAUGGAGUCGGGGUGAAUGUCCUCGUGGACCUGGCUCAUCGCAUGCGGACUCUGGUGGCAAAGGGAAGUCACAACAGCAUGAACACGGUGAAGUGUUUGACGUUUUCUGUUCAACGGUAUCAAUCGGGGCACAUGGGACUGAAAGAAAGAUAUCCCAUUACAGUUACAAGGCGAAUGGUGUGGUGUGCCUUCCCUGAGUUUCAAGGAAAGAGAUCAAUUGAUGGAACCACAGCCGUGCCAAGGUUGAUUGCAGGAUCACGACACACACGAUGGAUGGAGUAG